CGGCCAUUGUUGGCAUCGCAAACAGAUCACCAUGCAGAAAGUCAUUCAGAGAACGGCGCAGGCCCGGAACCAGGCCACGCGUAAGGCCAUCCGGGCGGCCAAAGUCGCCGAACGCGAAGAAUACAAGGACACUCUCCGCCAGCGUUUCGCCUACAAGCGCAUGGAGCUGGACAACCUCCGCGAGGAAAGGCUCCGACGCCGUGAAGACUGGAUGCGUGGACCUCUAGCCCCCCAGCGUGAUGCCGCUCUCUCGGGAAGCAAGUUCGGUGCCCUGACGCCGCAAGCGUUGAACCCUCCGACCGUUCCCAAGCAUCUCCGGAGGAAAUACAUUAACAUCGCGGCGGGAGAUCGGGUGUGUGUGAUGAAGGGCAAGGAUAAGGGCAAGAUCAACGAGGUCGUGAAGGUGGAUGCCAGCAAUGAGACGGUGUUGGUGAAGGACCUGAACAUGGCCGAUAUCUACUUUCCCGAGUGGAUGACCGACCAGUACGGGGAAAAAUCCCCCUUCCAGUCUGUCAGCAUUCCCUUGUCCUUGGACGAUGUUCGCCUUGUGGUCGCUCUCGAUGACCCAGUUACCGGCCAAACGCGAGAUGUACUGGUGGAGCAUGUUUAUGGCGGAGGGCCCAUCCUCGAACGUGGCUACGGAGUCGAGACCCCUAAACACACCAGAUAUAUUGCCGGUGAAGACAUUGAGAUCCCCUGGCCUAAGGUCGAGCCCCCAGCGCCGAAGGACGAAGAGUGGGAUACCCUCCGUAUGGAAGUUGAGACGCCAACUUGGCUGCCAUCGCUUCAGUUCGCACCUUUCCCCGCAUCGGUCAUCGAUGAGCUUCGCAACCCCUACUCGAAAUACCGAACCAGGCACGAUCCUGAGUGGGUGGAGAAGAAGUUGAUGGAAGACUACAAGCGGGAAUAUCUUCAAAGUCAGACUUUGUGGACCCCCUUGGCUCACCUACAUCAGGCGAAAAACGCGCCAAAGACCUACAGACCUCCGCAAAAAGCCCGUCCGAAUUACAAGAUGGAUAAGAUGACAAGAGGAUUCAUCGAGGCUUUCUUGGAGAAGAAGCAGGCGGCCACGACGAACGCCUAAGCACCUGGUGGUAAUAAACUGGCCAUUGGCCACUGAUGAGAGCAAUUGCAGCUUCAUGGUGGUCCUUUUCCCCCCUUUUUCGCGACGUUAUUUCCGGGUUCCAGGAUGGGUGUACAUUAGUGCUGUUUGUAGCAUAGAAUAUGACUUGUAUUAAG
This is a messenger RNA of Aspergillus aculeatinus CBS 121060, 1239 nucleotides long. Its product is annotated as mitochondrial 54S ribosomal protein uL24m. The record is from RefSeq and is a predicted model, not a curated record. Bases 32 to 1084 code for a protein of 350 amino acids. Gene Ontology annotation, cellular component: ribosome; mitochondrion. Gene Ontology annotation, biological process: translation. The transcript is spliced from 2 exons. NCBI's taxonomy places the organism in Eukaryota, Fungi, Ascomycota, Eurotiomycetes, Eurotiales, Aspergillaceae. Gene Ontology annotation, molecular function: RNA binding; structural constituent of ribosome.